AUGCCGACCUACUUCAUUCACCUUGAGAAUGCUCUCAAGCGUGCUAAUGAAUUCAUCGAGGUGCAAAACAAACUUCGUGCCCUCGAGAUUCUCUGCGAUGUCCUUCACAGCAAGAAGCAUCGUACCUGGCAGAAGAAGCAUGAGGAGAUCAUGAUGAAGUACCUCGAGCUGUGCGUUGAGCUAAAGCAGAGCUACGUUGCGAAGGAGGGCAUUUAUCAGUACAAGAUCAUCUGCCAGCAGUCGUACAUUGGCUCGUUUGAGGAUGUUAUUCGCAAGUACAUUGCCAUGGCUGAAGCCAAGGCCAAUGAGGCGAAGGAGGAAUCGCAAGUGAGCAUUGCCGAUGUGGACGACCUGGAGAAUGCCCAGACGCCGGAGGAUAUUCUCAUGUCCGCCGUCUCCAAUGAAGGUAACCAGGAUCGAAAGGAUCGUGUUGUACUCAUCCCCUGGGUCAAAUUUCUGUGGGAGUCGUACCGCCAGUGCCUUGACUUGCUUCGACACAAUAACAAAACUGAGCGUCUGUACCAUGACAUUGCGCACCAGGCCUUCAAGUUUUGCAUCAAGUACAAUCGAAAGUCCGAGUUUCGUAAGCUUUGUGAUCAUUUGCAUCUCCACAUUGACCAGCUAAAGCGUCAGCAGACACAGCAGCAGUCGGAACAGCAAAAGGCUAACUCGAUCAAUCUGAACUCGCCCGAGACUCAGGCCCUUCAGCUGGAGACUCGUCUCAUUCAGCUUGACUUUGCGAUUCAGUUGGAGCUGUGGCAGGAGGCAUAUCGAGCCACUGAUGACAUCAAGAAGUUUAACCUGAUGAACCUGACGAAGAAGGGUCUCGGAAAGCCGCAGCUGAUUGCGAGCUACUACCAAAAGCUGGCCCUUGUCUUCUGGAAGGCUUCUUCACACCUCUUCCACGCUGCUGCUCAAUUCCGUCUCUUCCACCUGUCAAAGGAGCUGCGAAAGAACUUGUCGGCGGAUGAAAUUCAAAAGAUGUCUUCCCGUUUGGUGCUUGCCGUUCUCUCCAUCCCGAUUCCGGCCAUUCGCCCGGAGAUUGACAAGCUCGUCGACACGGAGGAGAACGUGAUCGAUCAGCAUCACCGCAACCUGUCAAUGCUGUUGGGCAUCACCUCGAAGCCGCCGACUCGCGCCUCGCUGAUUAAGGAUCUGAAGCGAAUGGGCGUGCUGCAGUUUGCUUCUCCGCAGAUUCAAGAGCUGUUCUCCCUUCUAGAGGCAGAGUUCAACCCGCUAAGCAUUUGCACCCGUGUUCAGUCCAUCAUUGACUACAUCGAGAAGGUGGCUGCCGAUCCUGCGAAGGGCUCUGAGGAAAUGCUGCAGUACAUCCCUGCGCUAAAAGAGGUCACCUCUAUCCGCCUGAUUCGUGAGGUGUCUCAAGUCUAUAAGACCAUUGACUUCCCUCGUCUCUUGGAACUUUGCCCCUUUGUCAACAAAUGCGGCCUGGAGAAGCUGGUCGUCGAGUCGGCUCGCCGCCACGACCUUCAAGUGCGAAUUGACCACCGCAAGGGAUGUUUCAUCUUUGGCACUGAGCUGCGCGUUUCAACGGGCGACGAGUUUGUCGAAGGCCCUUACCUGCAGUCGAUGCCCAACGAGCAGAUGCGUCGCCAACUGGUGUCCAUGUACUCCUCUCUGCAGAAAGCACUGCACCUCAUUGACUCGGACUCCAUUCGCAAGGAGCGCGAAGCCUUGAAACGUCAAACUAUGCGAACCUACCACGCUGUUGCCAACGUCGAACAUCGCCAAAUUCUCAAUCGCCAGAAUUUGAUUGAAAAGCGCCGUGAGAUGAUGGAGCAGAUUGGCAUGCAGCGGGAGAUGCACGAGCGCAAGCGAAUUGAGGAGGAAGAGGCUAGGCGACGCGUGGCCGAAGAAGCUCGCCUUCUGGAGGAGACCAAAGAACGUGAGCGCAUUCGUCGAGAGAAGGACGAGAAGGAGCUAAUGAAGCAAAUGACUAUGGAUCAGCUGAAGAAGAUGAAGGACGCCCUGCCUGACCUGCGACUGGACGACCUCGACGAGGAAGAGCUGGCCAAGCUGAAACCCCAGGACCUGCAUGCCAAGCGCGUGGAACAGCUGGAAAAGGGCCGCAAAGAGGCGCAAGCCAAGCAGCGAAAGGUGGAACGAAAGUUGGACCACUUUGAGCGUGCCAAACGCGUGGAGGAGCUGCCACUGCUUCAGAAGCAGUACGAAGAGUGGCGUGUCACUGAUCGAGAAGUGUGGGAUCAGUGUGAAAUACUGCGAAUCGAGGCCAUGAAGGCCGAACGAGAAGUGGCCCUCAAGGAGCGAGAACGCUUCCGCCGUGUUCUGGGCGACAAGGAGGAGUUCACCCGCCGGGUGCUGGAAACUCGCCGCAACGAGUACGAGGAGCGUCUGAACUCCUUUGAGGCGAUUGUCAAUGAGGAGCGCAAGAAGCGACUGGCCGCUCGCCGAGAGAAGCGCAUCGAGGAGCGUCGCGUGCGCUACCACAAGGAGAAGGAAGCCGCCCGCCUGGCCUCCCUCGCCGCCCAAGAGGAGAAACAGCGAAAGCGUAUGGCGGAGAUUGAGGAGAAGAUUCGCCAGCAGCAGCAACUGAAUGAGGAGAAGGAGAGUGUCGUCCGAAACGGUGUUCGCCCCAGUGCGGCCCCACUUCAGCAGGAGGAGACUGGCGGCGGAGGCAACUGGCGUGCCCGGGCCACACGACCCAAGGAGGCCGAACUGGAGCCGCAGCCGAUGCGCCGCAAUGCGCCUCCCUCUGCUUACCCACCAUCAUCACAGCAGCACCAGGAGGAGACUGGUGGCGGCAACUGGCGCUCCCGAGCCCCGCGACCCAAGGAAGCCGAACUGGAGCCGCAGUCAAUUCGCCGUAAUGCUCCUCCGUCUGCUUACCCACCAUCAUCGCAGCAGCAGCAGGAAGAGUCUGGUGGCGGAAGCAACUGGCGCACCCGUGCUCCCCGUCCGAAGGAAGGCGAACUGGAGUCGCAGCCAAUGCAUCGAGCUGCUCAUCAGCCUGCGUAUGCUUCGCAGCAGAGAGAGCAGCAGCAGCAGGACGAGACUGGCGGAGGAGGUAUGUGGCGCCGUAACCGACCCAAGGAUGGUGACCUCGAGCAGCAGCCAAUGCAUCGCGGUGCCUCGUCGCAGCAGCCGCCGCCGCAGGACGACGGCGAAGGACAGUGGCGCCAGAGCCGACAGAGCCGUCUUCGACGCCCGAACAUCACCAGCGAGCCGCCGCCAAUGCCCCCGAUGCGCGGUCCACCUCGUCGCAACUAA
Molecule: messenger RNA, 3246 nt
Organism: Rhagoletis zephyria (snowberry fruit fly)
Lineage: Eukaryota; Metazoa; Arthropoda; Insecta; Diptera; Tephritidae
Source: RefSeq, a predicted model, not a curated record